Molecule: messenger RNA, 1698 nt
Organism: Cladocopium goreaui
Lineage: Eukaryota; Dinophyceae; Suessiales; Symbiodiniaceae
Source: the annotation of a GenBank genome assembly
AUGGGAGAUAUCGAGAGCAUGGUGGCGGCUGAUGGAGGGCCAAUGGACGAAGCUGAUCAAGGCAUUCCGGAAAUCAAGCGCAGGAAGCAAGGCUUCCUGCCUGGUCCUCGCAAUCCACAAGAGCGGGACGAAUGGCCGGACGAAGUGUUGUUUUCACUUCAUCGCAGCGGGGGCCUCCGCAAUUUCUUUCAGACUUUGAAGGAAGGUGUCUGCAUGAGUACUGACUACAGCGGCAUGGGCUGCGCCGAAGAAGCAAUGAGGUGUUUGCUGCUAGCGGCGGAAACGUGGGCAAGCCGCAAGGAAGAAGAAGCGGACCAACCCGCGCAGCUACCUAGCAAGGUAUUGCGCAGGUUGCUGCCCUUAGAAGGUCAAGAGGAAAGUGAUGCAGGUGGCUUGACCUUUGCAGAUGCUGGCCCUAGCGGUGCGUUCCCGCCUCUCCCUUGUGUAGGCCAGGAUUUUCAGGCGAAUGUCAAUGUUUUCAGGGCAGGUGACAUCGAAGCGGAUUGCCGCCGCAUUCUACUGGCUCAUCAAGGCAAAGCUGCGCCGACAUGUGUUCACGGCGACAUUGGUGAGCGCUGUGAGAAGCGCAUUUGGGAAGGUGUGGAGGCAGACAUCGAGCGCUUGCAGCGGAACUCGCGCACAAGAGGUACAAUUUCAGCUCAGCAAUUUGCGAAGGAAGCCUUCCAAAUCUUUCGACAACAACGCUUGAAGGGCAAACAAGCCUAUUGCUACCGACAUGACAAGAAGUGUUCUGUGGCGCCGCCUCAAGAAAGUGGUGGCAUCACGCUCAAUGUAGCGGGUUUCAUCUGCGUCGACUGGAGUGCGAUGGGGAAAAACCUGGGCUGGUUUGGAUCAUCUUGCUUGCCAUUUAUGCAGUGGCUAAGUGAGCGCAUGAUUUUUCAAGAGGACAUGGUAUUGGGCGAAAACGUCAAAAACUUUGACUUCGAGAGCAUGGCUGAUAUGGUAGCGGAUAUCUAUGACGUGUACCGCUUCGAGAUUUCACCCAGUCUUCUGGGCCACCCUAGCGAGCGGCAAAGGUUGUAUCUACUCAUGCUUCACAAAGAGAAGCGGCAAUGGCGCCGAGACAGUGUAGCGGCUAAUCCGCAGGCAGCGUUUGAAGCAAUGUUUGGCCGCGAGACUUUCAUGUCCAAUUUCCUCCCUGAAACGACAAGCACUGGAAAGAAUUGGUCUUGCUACCAAGCCAUGAGUUCAUCGCUGAGGAAGAAUUUGGAUGAACACACGACAAAGAAAUUAGAAAAGGAGUCGGAGAUGCGUCAGAAAGGAGUCGAAGUGCCAGCUGCAAAGAUGUGGAUGACCAAUUUAGCCCAGAAAGCAGAUUGGAUGGGUCCGGUGUGCGGAAAAGUUCCGGCAAUACUGCAGCGGUCGUCGCUUUGGUUGUACGGUCAGCGGCGCCUUGCUUUGCCGCUAGAGCUUUUGGAAUGCCAAGGUUGGAACCUUUAUGGUAGCGCCAACUGCCCAUACAGGUGCGAAGCCAAAGUUUGGGAAACAUUGGCAGACCUCACUGAGAGCCGUAUUCGAUCAAUAGCGGGGAACGCCAUGCAUGUCCAGUGUGUUGCCUCGGUGCUUGCUUUUGCUUUGGCAGAAACUGAAAUCAGGCAGUCAAGGCCAGGGCCAGCAGCGGCUAGUAGCAGUGCCGCCGGAGCACCCUCCCGCAGCACCGCGGCGUAUGGAGCCUAA